Messenger RNA from Archocentrus centrarchus (flier cichlid), 1427 nucleotides. It is a transcript of the gene gcnt7, whose product is annotated as glucosaminyl (N-acetyl) transferase family member 7. Gene Ontology annotation, molecular function: acetylglucosaminyltransferase activity. Gene Ontology annotation, cellular component: membrane. The transcript has 5 exons. The coding region runs from base 39 to 1427 and encodes 462 amino acids. The record is from RefSeq and is a predicted model, not a curated record. NCBI's taxonomy places the organism in Eukaryota, Metazoa, Chordata, Actinopteri, Cichliformes, Cichlidae.
UGAAACCACGCAUUACACAGACACGGAAGCAGCCGUUAAUGUGUCGAGUAUUUCUAAAGUACUAUAGACUGGCUUCAUCAACUAGGAGCAUUAACUGUGGUGGUGCUGGCAGACUACAGCGAAACAGUGCUAUUAUGCGCCAGCUUGAAGGAACAAAAUGCAGCUUCCUUUUGUGCCUGGGGAUAAGUAUUAUCAUCUUUUCAUUCAUUUAUUUGAGGACUAGGAUGCCAAUUCAGCUAAAGCCCCCACUGCCUUCAAGUUGCAGACCCUUCUCCACUGAGUGUAAAGAUUUUCUGCCAGGCAUGGAGAAAGGAGUAACUUGGCACCGCCGUGACUGCAAGGUGGAAAGCUACAUUCUAGAGAGCCAUCUGCAGUGCUCAGACUUGAUUACAAACCUACACUUUAUAACAAGACCUCUAAGUCGUGUAGAAGAGGUUUACCCUUUAGCUUUCAUUCUCACUAUUCAUAAAGAGCUGGAGGUUUUCGUCCGCCUGUUGAGGGCAAUUUAUAUGCCACAAAAUGUUUACUGCAUUCACAUAGAUGCUAAGGCUGCUAAGGAGUACCGGGCAGCCAUACAGAAGCUAGUCAGCUGCUUUCCAAAUACGUUCCUCUCCAGUCACAGCGAAAUAGUGACCUAUGCUGGUUUUUCUCGCCUGCAAGCAGAUCUGAACUGCAUGAAGGACCUAGCUAAAUCCAAGAUAGCCUGGAAGAAGGUAGUGAAUCUGUGUGGACAAGAUUUCCCUGUUAUGACCAACCUGGAACUGGUACAGUACAUGCAGAGCCAGCAGUGGAGGGAUAAAAACAUGACACCUGGGGUCAAACAACCAAUGUCCAUGAGGUACAGGACGCAACGCCAGUACAAGGAAAUUGUGGGGUCACAUGUAGCUCUGAAAGGGUUAGGCUUGAAGAAAAGGCCUCCUCCACACAAUCUGCAAAUAUAUUUUGGUACAGCCUACUAUGCUCUCACAAGGCCUUUUGUAGAUUUUGUUCUGAAAAGCCCAAUAGCCCAAGACCUCUUGGAGUGGUCCAAGGACACAUUCAGUCCAGAUGAACACUACUGGGUGACGCUCAACCAUAUAAAAGAAGCUCCAGGCAGUCGCAUUGAUGGAGGCUGGGAAGGAAAUAUCCGGGCAAUCAAAUGGCAGGACCAAGAAGGAACGGUACACAGUGGUUGCAAAGGCCGUUACAUACGACGCAUCUGUAUCUACGGAGUAGAAGACCUGCCAUGGAUCAUCGACAGGAACAGCAUGUUUGCCAAUAAGUUUGAAAGUAAUAUCUUUCCUGAGGCACUAGACUGUCUGGAGCAGUGGCAGAGAAACAAAGUGCUAAGCCAGGCAACUGUUCCCAUAGAACCAUCAUGGCCGCUAGCCACACAGAGCAACUCCAGCAACAGCAGCAGUUACUUUAACAUCAGUGCUGGAGCAUGA